This is a messenger RNA of Diaporthe citri, 1152 nucleotides long. RefSeq lists its product as uncharacterized. Gene Ontology annotation, molecular function: oxidoreductase activity; zinc ion binding. Lineage: Eukaryota; Fungi; Ascomycota; Sordariomycetes; Diaporthales; Diaporthaceae. The record is from RefSeq and is a predicted model, not a curated record. The transcript is spliced from 5 exons. The coding region runs from base 1 to 1152 and encodes 383 amino acids.
AUGUCUUCUGGAGAACACACCCAGACGCAGGCGAUUGUCUGCCGCGCACCUCAAGAUGGCGAGAGGAAGUGGUCUCUGGAGAAGGUGUCUUUCUCGCCUCCCGCGGACGACGAAAUCGUCGUGGGGAUGGUGGCCACGGGCAUCUGCCACACUGACCUGGUCUGCGGGAGCAUUCCGGAUGAAGCACUCCCACUCGGCUUGCCCACGUACCCGCGGGUUCUCGGUCACGAAGGUGCUGGCAUCGUCAAGUCGACCGGGUCAAAGAUCACCAAGGUCCAAGAGGGAGACAGGGUCCUCUUAUCCUUCUCAUGCUGCAAGGAAUGCUACAACUGCAAAUUCGGUGCCCCCAGUUACUGCGUGAAGUGGGGCUUGAUCAACUUCAGCGGCAGCAGGGACGCCUUCUCCAGCUCGGAGUCAGGGACUCCUGGCGAGUCCGUCGGCGGCUCCUUUUUCGGACAGUCGAGCUUCGCGCGAUUGACCAAAGUAAAAGAGACUUCCGUGGUCAAAGUCACCACCCUGCUCGAGAACGACAACGACUUGAAGGUCCUGGCAUCAUUUGGCUGCGGCAUCCAGACCGGGGCCGGGACAAUCACUGAGCUCGCCAACGCUCAGCCGGCCGACACCGUCGCCGUCCUCGGGCUUGGGGCAGUGGGCCUAUGUGCUAUUAUGGGUGCCAAGAUCAGAGGCUGCAAGACCAUCAUCGGUGUUGACCGGGUUGGGUCGCGUCUCGAGCUGGCGAAAAGCCUCGGUGCUACUCACGUGGUCAACACGGGUGAGAUCAAGGGUACUCUGAUUGAGGAAAUCAGAGGACUCACCGGGGACGCUGGCACUACCAUAACCGUGGAUGCCUCAGGGGCGGUCCCGCUGAUCCAGCAGGGCGUCGAGUUUACAGCGAACCAAGGGAAGAUGAUCCUCCUGGGCAUCCCGCCGAUGGACGCGACUCUGCAGAUCACUCUAGUUCCGUACACAAUGUCGGGCAAGUCGAUUUUUGGAUCAAUGGAGGGCGGCUAUGUUCCCGAAUUGGUCAAGUGGUACAAGGCUGGAAACCUCCCUGUCGAUAAGAUAGUCAAGCUCUACCCGGCUGAGGACUACCUCAAGGCAAUUAAGGACAUGGAAGAUGGCGUCACCGUCAAACCGAUUCUCGUUUGGUGA